GGCCUCCGGCUCCUGCAUCGGGCAUGCGCGAGAACAGCGCACGCAGGCGCAGAAGCCUCGGAGUCCUGUCGUCCCCUUCCGGGCUUCCGCCGGCUUCCCGGACCCUGGGCACGGCCGCCAGUCACCCCUUCCCCAACCCCCGUGGGCGGCGGCAGGCGACCAUGGAGGAUGUUCAGGGCGCUGAGCAGAGCGUGACUGGGGAGCCCCAGCCGGUCGAGGGGCGAACCGAGAGCAUCACCCCGCAGACGCCCCAGCCGGAAGAGGGGCAGCUGCUUUAUCACGAGGAAACCAUUGAUCUCGGUGGGGACGACUUUGGGUCUGAGGGGAAUGGGACCGUGUCAGAAUGUUCUAACUUCGUGGAUAAGCUUAAUGAGCACAUGAUGGAGAGUGUCCUCAUUUCUGACUCGCCCAAUAACAGUGAGGAUGAUGCCGGUGACCUUGGGGGUUUGCAGGACGUCACCACGCCUGUGGAAGGCAGUGCUGGCCGUGGACUGGAAAAUGUCAUAGAUACCGGAGUAGUUGGCACUCUGAGCUAUGACAGUGAAAGCGAUGGGGAUGAGACGCCGAAAGACCUCUCCGACAUGACCCCUGACAGCAGAGCGUCCCUGAAGGAAGGCCCAGAGCGAGAAGGAGAAGGCGUGCCCGCCUUUGAGAGCGAAGGUGCAGAGGACGCGGGCCCUGGGGACACAGGUGCUCCCCCAGUGCAGCAGGGGCCUGCCCAGUCCUCCCGGCAGCCCUCUCCCAGAGAGGAGCCUGUCCCCGUGUGCACCAUCUUCAGCCAGCCCCAGUCUGCCGUCACCCAGACACCCCUCUUUCUGCCGGAUGGCUUCGAGUCUCAGAUGGUGAAAUCGCCUAGUUUCAGCGGCGUCAGCCAGCCGGCCCCCAAGACCCCUCAGGUGGUCCAGCCAAGCCCCAGCCUGAGUAAAUUUUUUGGAGACACAGCCAACACCAGUUCCUUGGCCUCAGACUUCUUUGAUUCAUUCACAACUUCCACUUUCAUUUCCGUCAGUAAUCCCAACGCGAGCUCUUCAGUUCCAGAAAAGCUGUCUUCCCUUGGUACUCCGGCGGGAGAGAACACCCCGGGCUCUGCAGAAUCUCCUUACUCCCCAGGGAUCGAAAGAUCAGAACUGGGUGUUUCCACGUCUCCCCUGGAAUGUCCUCAGUCUCCAUUUUCACAGAUCCAGGCCGUGUUCGCAGGGACCGAGGACCCCUUUGCCACCGCCCUGAGCAUGAGUGAGAUGGACCGGAGGAGCGAUGCCUGGCUUCCCGGGGAGGGGACCAGGGCCGUCCUGAUUUCAGUGGCAACUCAACAGUACAGCACGGUGUUCGUGGACAAAGAGAACCUCACCAUGCCUGGCCUCAAGUUCGACAACAUCCAGGGAGAUGCAGUUAAAGACUUAAUGCUCCGCUUCCUGGGUGAAAAGGCUGCGGCGAAGAGGCAGGUCUUAAACGCCAACUCAGUGGAGCAGUCUUUCGUGGGACUGAAACAGCUCAUCAGCUGCAAAAACUGGAGGGCAGCAGUGGACCUGUGUGGGCGCCUUCUCACAGCCCAUGGCCAAGGCUACGGCAAGAGCGGCCUGCCGACCAGCCACACCGCAGACUCACUGCAGCUCUGGUUUGUGAGGCUGGCCCUUCUGGUGAAGCUGGGCCUUUUCCAGAACGCUGAGAUGGAGUUUGAGCCCUUUGGGAACCUGGACCAGCCGGACCUCUACUAUGAGUACUACCCUCACGUGUACCCCGGGCGCAGGGGCUCCAUGGUGCCCUUCUCCAUGAGGAUCCUGCACGCGGAGCUGCAGCAGUACCUGGGGAACCCCCAGGAGUCGCUGGACAGGCUGCACCGAGUGAAGGCCGUCUGCAGCCAGAUCCUGGCCCACUUGGAGCAAGGCCUGGCUGAGGACGGGGGCCACAGCAGCAUCUCCCAGGAGAACAGACAAGCCUCCGUGCAGCUGUGGAGGUCUCGCCUGGGCCGCGUGACGUGCUCCAUGGCCAACUGCCUACUGCUGAUGAAGGACUACGUGCUGGCUGUGGGCGCCUAUCACUCCGUCAUCCAGUGUCACCCGGAGCAGGAGUCGCAGCUGCUGAGUGGCAUCGGCCGCAUCUUCCUUCAGAUUGGAGACAUAAAAACAGCUGAAAAGUAUUUUCAAGAUGUGGAGAAAGUAACCCAGAAAUCAGAUGGCCUGCAGGGGAAAAUAGUGGUUUUAAUGAACAGAGCUUUCCUUCACCUCGGCCAGAAUAACUUUGCAGAAGCCCACAGGUUCUUCACAGAAAUUUUAAAGAUUGAACCAACAAAUGCAGUGGCCAACAACAACGCGGCCGUGUGCCUGCUGUACCUGGGCCGCCUCAAGGACUCGCUGCGGCAGCUGGAGGCCAUGGUGCAGCAGGACCCCGGGCGCUGCCUGCACGAGAGCGUGCUCUUCAACCUGACCACCAUGUACGAGCUGGAGUCGUCGCGGAGCGCGCAGAAGAAGCAGGCCCUGCUCGAGGCGGUGGCCAGCAAGGAGGGGGACAGCUUCAACACGCAGUGCCUCAAGCUGGCCUAGGCCCCGCGCCCGCGCCCGGGGACCGUGCCCUGUGGCGAGCACGGGAACGUAGCUGGCCAGGUCCGCGAUCGGGCCGGGCCACGCCACUCGGCAGUUUGUUGAACUCCGGGCAGUGAGGAAGGGCGGCAUCGUGGACGGAGAGAUCCACGGGACGCACUGUCCCUUCUCCUUGUUCCUGGGAGUGGGACGUCCCCCGAGAAGAGCGAGACGUGACCGUCCUGCCCUGUCCGAGCGCCUGGUGCGUUUGUCAACACGGGGACAGGCGCCAAACGGGGCGCCUCGCACUCCUCCCCCCCCCACCCCCAGCACUGAAUGCGCCUGUUUGACCCAUCCGGCUCCUUCGCAGCUGGGCGAUGGGCGCGGGCCACCGUCACGUCCCGUGUUCUGUGCAUCACAGGGGCGUGGGGGCGUUUCGGGCGUCAGUGAACAGCAGAAGCGAAGGUGCGGCCGGCAGGCUAGUGGCAGCUACGUCCUCCUUCCAGCCUGAAUGUCGGGACUUGUUCCUGCUCUUACAAAACCUGCACACCCGAAAACGCCUUCCCUCCCGAGAAAGGCCGGGGGCCGGGAACAGCCAGGCUCCUCCCGGUUGCCGCUCUUCUGGUCCAGGUUAGAUCUCAGUUCAGACGUGAUCUGAACGUCUAGUGCAGAAGUAAAGCGAAGCUGUGUUUCUGUUCAUGUUGGUAAUAAAGUAAAAAAGCAAAACCACCAACAUAUAUCGGGCAGACGGCCUCAGCACAGUUGCGGAAAUACAAAUUAAUUACACGUUAAAACAGGAGGAGAAGAUUAGACGGCCACAGGACUGUGGGGUACUGAGAAGGUUCUAAAACCUCUCCAAGGAGAGAAAAAUAAAAACUUGUUUUGUCGCCCCGAAAA
Molecule: messenger RNA, 3413 nt
Organism: Hipposideros armiger (great roundleaf bat)
Lineage: Eukaryota; Metazoa; Chordata; Mammalia; Chiroptera; Hipposideridae
Gene: TRAPPC12
Product: trafficking protein particle complex subunit 12
Exons: 12
Coding region: 24-2540 (838 amino acids)
Cellular component (GO): TRAPP complex; Golgi apparatus
Molecular function (GO): protein binding
Source: RefSeq, a predicted model, not a curated record